UGUCGGCACACAACGGGUUACAGGUCAGUCUGCUGGAACACUGUGUUCUCAUCAGCUACAGUACAGCCGGAACAUUGUGUUACUUAGUGGCUACUUUCCAAGACCUGCCCUUAAUAUCACACUGAACGCCCUCCAGCCUCGCUCUCUCCGCCUCCUCUUCGGCGUCAUUUCCAUUCUUCGCUUUACGUUUGGCGAGAUGUGUGGAAGCGAGGUUUAUUAAAGUAAGGAGCUUGUUAGUGGACAUGAGAGGGGAUACAAGUUAAUCAUCAGACUCAGGACCAGGCGUCUUUUAUCGAGCUUUUAUCAAACAAGUAUGAGUGGGAUGUCAAGAGAAAAGGAUGACCACUGAUCAAGACUUGUCUGUCGACGGUCAAUCAGCUGUCGCUUUGUUUGCUGUAAAGGGUAUUGACGUAACGUCUAGCAAGGAUAAAGGAGUACUGAAGAUAGUGAAGGUCCAGGGCGUAGAUGGAGACAGGCCCAUGCUUGGGGACAGGGUUACCCUGCACUACACGGGUAAACUGCUCAACGGGCAGCAGGUGGACUCCAGUUUAGAUCGCAAGAAACCCUUUUCGUUCAGUUUAGGAAAGGGGCAAGUGAUCAAGGCGUGGGACAGCAGUGUGAUGACGAUGCAGAAGGGAGAGGUGUGCUCACUGCUCUGUCGUCCGGAUUACGCCUAUGGAGCCCCAGGGAACCCACCAAAGGUUCCCCCAAACUCAACCCUACUGUUUGAGGUUGAGCUGCUGGACUUCCAGGGCGAGAUGCUCACAGAAGACGGAGGAGUAAUGCGGAGGAUCAAGACCAAGGGAGAAGGGUUCACCAACCCCAACGACGGGGCUACUGUCGAUGUGCACCUGGAGGGGAGGUGCGAGGGCCAGCUGUUUGACUCCCGGGAUGUGUGUUUUAUUGUGGGAGAGGCGCAGGACAAGGGCGUCCCACUGGGAGUGGACCGGGCCAUGGAGAAGAUGCAGAAAGGAGAGUGCUGUCUACUUCAGCUUAAAUCCAAGUAUGGCUUUGGGAGAGAAGGUAAGCCAGAGUUAAAGAUUGGACCAAACAAAGACAUGCUCUAUGAAGUUACCCUCAGAGACUUCAAAAAGGCCAAAGAAUCAUGGGAAAUGGACUUGAAAGAGAAACUUGAACUGUCUGCUGAAGUUAAGCAUAAAGGGAAUCAGUAUUUUAAGGCGGGCUUCCUCCAGCAGGCCGUCAUCCAGUACCAGCGCAUCGUGUCCUGGCUGGAGAUGGAGUGUGGCGUGGGAGAGGAGCAGCAGAGGAAGAUCCAGGAGUUCCUGCUGCUGUCCCAGCUCAACCUGGCACUGUGCUACCUACGGCUGCAGGAGUUCUCCCACGUGGUGGACAACUGCAACAAGGUGAUUGAGCUCGAUGCGACGAACGAGAAGGCGCUGUAUCGCCGGGGCGAGGCCCGUCUCUGCCGUAACGAGUUCAGUCUGGCCAUGGCCGACUUCCGCCAGGUGCUGCAGGUCAACCCGUUGAAUCGGGCGGCCCGGGCUCAGAUUACCAUCUGCCAGCACAAGGUCAGGGAACACCAGGAGCGGGACAAGAAGAUCUACGCCAACAUGUUCCAGAAAUUCGCGGAACACGAUAAAAAAGUUGGGAAGCAGAAGCGAAGGAAGGAUGAAAGUGUAAAAAGCAACGGGGAGGUGGGGAGUAAACGGAGACGCAGGAGUCAGGAGAACUCCUGAUGUCAAAUACUCUGAGGAAGGGCAGGCCUUUCCUUUCCUAGCCCAUCAUAACACUCGUCGCUUCGGAGGUUUAUAUACGGGAUCUCUGGAACGUUUUGGUUCAGAAGAUAUGAUGGAAUCGGCUGAGCAGAGCGAAGGCAUGUCAUUGAUUUUUGAACUCCACAUUCUCGUCAUCAUAUCACCCAUAUGCCUUUGGCAUUCAAUCUUUUUUGGGCAUCUGUCGGUAAGUGCAAUGUCCGUCCUUGGGAACAGAAAUAUUUGUGGCAUUUUUUUCAAAACAGAAUCGUAUUUUUUUUUUGUUGUGCUAUACCAAUUGUAAAUAAAUGGCCCAAUCAUUUUAUACUCCCUAGAAAACUUGAUAAAGUCAAUAAAACAUAUUCACAACAUGCACAAUAAAAGAAUCAUGACUUUUGAAGUUAACCGUUUUCAUUCUAGAAAACCACAAAACAAAACAUUCUACCGGUUGUAUUGUUGAACAUGGUUAACGAAUGCUGCCUUUGUACCUUUCUACAAAACUACUGGUACAUACUUUUGCAUGCUAUUGUCAUCGUUGUAAGCUUUAAAUAUGAAUUGUCGAAACCACAAUGCUAUCUCAAUGCAUCUUAACUUUUUUUUGUUAUGCCCUCUUCGUAAGUCUCCAGACUUUGUUCAUGAAUUCUGAAUUCUGCGCUUAGAUGUCUGAUGCUUUGGACUUAGAUUGUAAUUCCUCCGCUGUUCUCUCGCCAAAAACAGGCAUCAUCAGAUAUGAGCCUGGAUGAGAUUUGCACCCUGAAUUUGCUUUAUUAAUUUGACGUAAAACAAUCUAAAUUGGUGUCUUAAGUAGUGACAAUGGUGUAAAAGGAAAGGAACUAUGUGUGUUAUUAGGCUACUUUUUUAUUUGCAAGGGAAGUGCUGCUGGUAAACAAAACCUUUUUGUUAGCAAUGUCACUUUAAGAUAUGAUGGUGUUGUUGUGGUAAAGAGCACAGCAGCCAUUUUUGAUAUGACGUGGGAUACUAGUGACCACUGAAUCUAUGUUGGCCGUCGAUAUUUGGGAUGCUAACCCUGCUCUCGCACCAUGGGGUAGUUCGGGGGGAUUAGCAAGCAGAAAGUGUUACCUUGAUUACAUAGGAUACUGAUGAAUAUUUGUGAGAUACUUUUGUUUUCUUCGUCUGUCUGUCAAAUUUUAUUUCCAAGGCUUUUUAUUUUGUGGGCUUAUUUUGACCUGGCCGUUUAUUCAAGUAUUUGUAGUUCAGUAUGGAUUUAUAGGCCUACUGUUGUGUAACAAACUUUAUUAAGGGCUUUUUUUAACCAAAUUGUUCAAUGAAUUGCUUUUGAGUCAGUGUAAAGCUGAUGCACUUUCCAGAUAUUAAACAUUUCCUCGCAAAUGAAUGAGAUGAAACAAUAAAUCAGACCCAAAUUUCAAA
Molecule: messenger RNA, 3101 nt
Organism: Gadus macrocephalus (Pacific cod)
Lineage: Eukaryota; Metazoa; Chordata; Actinopteri; Gadiformes; Gadidae
Gene: fkbp5
Product: FKBP prolyl isomerase 5
Exons: 11
Coding region: 339-1697 (452 amino acids)
Molecular function (GO): protein binding; peptidyl-prolyl cis-trans isomerase activity
Source: RefSeq, a predicted model, not a curated record